AUGACGAGAGAUGAGCAGACCUCACGGUUCAGCUCUGUGACGAGCGCGAGUACCGAAAGCAACGCCUCCGACAUCACCGUCAAGCCGCUCCCAGCUCUGCCUAGGGCCAAAGACAAGGACAAGGACAGGCUAAAGGACAAAGACAAUGGCGGCGAUGACGGUUCCAUCCGCCAGCGCUCCUCGUCUAGGGGCUCGCGCAGGGCUGCUGCGCCGAGCCGGAUCAAGACCGACGACCAUGGGCGUCCCCAUCGCCUGAGCGACUUCGCCAACUACCGUCGCGAUCUGGCCGUCCUGGAGCCUGCUGGCAGUCGCGCUCCGCAGAUCGUGCACCAACCACCCUCGACUGCUGCCUCUUUUAUGCAACAGGUUGCGCCUUGGAUGGUCGGUGCAAUGGCUACAACUUUCUACAACGAUUCCAGCGACAACCUCUCUUCCGCCUCGCCCUCGCAGAUGUCGCCGGGGUUCAGAUCCGCCUCGGUCAGUGCGCUGGGACGCCCCACACCAAAUCCUCCCGGCAGUGACUCUCCCGACGCUGCAUAUUACAACGAUGAAAGGAGGCCCUCCAUAGCCAGCGUCACGACCACCGCAAGCAGCCAGGCCUCCAAGUCCAGCGGCCAGAGGGGAGGCAUCAGGAAACUUCAGGGUUUCUUUGGUGAAGAAUAUCCUGGUCGAGACUCGUCGGAAACCUCCCUACCACCUUCCUUUGGCGGGAAGGAGUCCCGAUCUCAUUCGUACAGCCACACUCCCCGUCCCCAUCGUGACCGCAACUACUCCAACGCCACAGACCAUACCCGAGAUGCUUCACCGUCUUCCUCCAGGCCCAGAACACCAGUACCAGCCCCAGAGGUCGUGCCCUUUCUCUACCAAGAAGCCCAGGAUAUCGCGAUUUACGGUGAGGCCCCUGUCCGAGGUGUGCUCGCCGGCCCGGACAGAGAGCGUUACGCGAGCGAAAACGGGUCGCAGAAUCCUCCAAAGACUUCAUCUUCCAACCGAUCUGGUCAAUCGAUCACCCAUGGACAAGGCCACUCCCAUCGACACAACAAGAGCAAUGACGAUUCCCGGAUCCUGCGGCCAUCGAUAAGUCGAGAAGAUUCUCAAGCUAGCAUGCUGCACACGUCCAAGACGGCCCAGAAUAACGUGUUUGGCUCGCGAUCUCGUGCACAAAGUCCCACGCCCAGUGGGCACAGCAGUCUCGGAAUGAAGAAUGGAGGGCUCGACGGCCCUGCCUCGCCCAGCUACAACCACCAUCACAAGAAGGGGAUCUUCAACCGGUUCCGGGGGAGGAAAGAAAAGGAGGAGAUUGGACCCCCGCUCAACAAGAAGCUCUCGACCUCGACACAGUCCCUCGCAUCCACCUUGGUGGCCAGGCCAUCGCGCCAGGAGUUUACAAAAGAUGACGGGCCAGUGGUGUACGGGCAGACGUUGGGUUCCGCUGGUAGAGACCCGACGGCCGAGCCCCCGCGACGGCCCGAAACCGCGCGACAGGCAACGUUCAACAACAAGUUCCCCUUCUCUAAGAAGGGCCGCUCCCACAAGGGCUAUGACGAUCCAGACGAGCUGAUCGGACCGACGGAGCGCUCCAACGACAAGGGCACAUACUUCAAACUCGACACCGACCUCGAUGACAUGUCGGGCAUCGUGACCAGACAUGCGCCCCUUACACCGAUCAUUCCGGGCACCUCGACUGCUCCCGAAACCGAGAAACCCCCAGUGCCACCGAGAAACAACGGCGUCAACGGUGUCUGGAACGCCCCGGACAGCUGGGCGGUUCGGAAGACAGACCUGGAGGCCACCACCCAGGCCCUGGAGCUCGAGGAGAUCGGCAGUCCACCACGGCCGGACGAGAAGCUUGCACCCUAUUGCAUCCGCGUUUUCCGGUCCGACGGCACGUUUGCGACGCUGCAGAUGGCUCUUGAUUCAUCUGUCCAAGAUCUCAUUGGCCAGAUCAUCAAGAAGUCCUAUGUUACAGAGAGCCUAGAUAAUUACCACAUCGUCCUGAAGAAGCACGACCUGGUCCGUCUACUCAACCACGCCGAACGCCCUCUCUACAUACAGAAGCGCCUGCUCCAGCAGGUCGGGUAUGAGGAACGGGACAGGAUCGAAGACCUCGGCCGCGAGGACAACAGCUACAUCUGUCGAUUCCUUUUCCUGUCGGCCAAGGAAAGCGACUUUCAUGCCAGUACUCAUGAUCUGGGCUUCGGCCGGAUGCAAAAGUUCAACCACAUCGACUUGUCAGGCCGAAAUCUUGUCACCAUUCCUAUCUCUCUAUACUCCAAGGCUAGUGAAAUCAUAUCGCUGAACCUGUCACGAAAUCUGUCUCUAGAUCUGCCUCGAGAUUUCAUCCACUCCUGUGUCAACCUGCGUGACAUCAAGUACAACAACAACGAGGCCCGCAAGCUACCUCUGAGCUUCAGCCGCGCCAACAAGCUCACCUACCUUGAUGUCUCCAAUAACCGGCUGGAGCAGCUGGAGCAUGCUGAGCUCGGAAGCCUCACCGGCCUGCUGAAGCUCAACCUAGCCAACAACAGGCUCAAGCAUCUACCACCCUACUUCGGAGCAUAUCGAUCACUGCGCACCUUGAACCUCUCUUCGAACUUCCUCGAAAAUUUCCCCAGCUUCCUGUGCGAGCUGGAGAGCUUGGUAGAUCUUGAUGUGUCCUUCAACCUCAUCAUGAGCUUCCCAGACAACAUUGGCAACCUGAAGUCAUUGGAAAGGCUGGUUGUCACCAACAACAGGCUAUCGGGGGCCCUGCCAGACUCGUUCAAGAAUCUGCAGAGCUUGCGUGAGCUUGAUGUCAAGUACAAUGCGAUUUCGGCCAUGGAUGUGAUAUCUGAGCUCCCCAAGCUGGAGAUCAUGACAGCGGACCACAACGCCAUCUCACAAUUUCUUGGUAGCUUCGAGAGGUUACGGUCUCUUAAGCUCAACGCAAACCCCAUCACCAAGUUUGGAAUCACCGCUCCCGUUCCGACACUGAAACACCUCAACCUUUCCCAUGCACAGUUGGCAAGCAUUGACGACACUUUUCACAAUAUCUUGAACCUCGAGCGACUGGUCCUGGACAAGAACUACUUUGCUUCCUUACCAGCACAGAUCGGCAGCUUACGACGUCUGGAGCAUUUCAGCAUUGCAAACAACUCGCUUGGUGAGCUGCCUGCUGAGAUAGGCUGCCUCACAGAGCUCAGAGUCCUCGAUGUCCGAAGCAACAAUCUCAGGAAACUGCCCAUGGACAUCUGGUGGGCACACAAGCUGGAAACACUGAACGCAUCCACCAACAUCCUGGACUCCUUUCCCAAGCCGGCUUCCCGUCCGCCUCAACCGCCUCCGGAUCUCACGGCGUCACAAUCGUCUACAGGGCUCAAGCCAAGCUCCAAUGGUGGCCUGAGUCCGUCUCCAAGUACCGAUGACCUGAUGCCGGAUGGAUCGAGAAGGCCGAGUCAAGCCUCGAGCACGUUGCUGAGUGUCGGCCCAUCCCCGGUCCCGGCAGGUCCAGAUCGCAAGAGCUCGGUCGUUUCGGUCUACGGCAAGGGAGGGCGCAAAACAUCCGUCAUGUCGAGGACCACCACAAGCCAGAGCAGCAGCUCGUUGCCACCUCCGAUGCCUGGACCGAGGAAAGAUUCCGGCCUGUCGUCUCGAUUGACCAACACAUUUGCCGGAUCGCUGAGGAAUCUAUAUCUUGCUGACAAUCAGCUCGACGACGAGGUUUUUGACCACAUCACCCUGCUCGGAGAGCUGCGCGUCCUCAACUUAUCGUACAAUGAGCUGAGCGACAUGCCUCAGAGGUCGAUCAAGAGCUGGCCGCAGCUCGUCGAGCUGUAUCUAUCCGGUAACGAGCUGACCAGCCUGCCGGCGGAUGAUCUUGAGGAGUACAACUCCCUCCAGGUGAUCCACAUCAACAGCAACAAAUUUACCAAUCUUCCUGCCGACAUCUCCAAGGCCAAGAAGCUGGCCGUGCUGGACUGCGGAAGCAACUAUCUCAAAUACAACAUCUCCAACGUGCCAUACGACUGGAACUGGAACCUCAACCCCAACCUGAGAUUUCUCAAUCUCUCAGGCAACAGGCGUCUGGAAAUCAAGCAGACACAGAAUGGCCCCGCCAACGCCAACCGCGAAAACUACACUGACUUCAGCAGUCUGUUGAAUCUCCGAGUGCUUGGAUUGAUGGACGUCACGUUGAUUGUACCAAGCAUCCCAGACCAGAGUGAGGAUCGUCGAGUCCGGACCUCAGGCUCUUUGGCCGGAUUCUUGCCGUACGGCAUGGCAGACACACUGGGUAGAAAUGAGCAUCUCUCGACCAUCGAUCUGGUAGUCCCUCGAUUCAACGCGUCCGACACGGAGACCUUGUUGGGUCUGUUCGAUGGCCAGGCCCUCUCGAGUGGCGGCUCUAAGAUCGCCAAAUACCUGCACGAGAAUUUUGGCCAUAUUUUCAGCAUGGAGCUGGAAGCAAUAAAGUCAAAGCCGAACGACACGCCUGUCGACGCCAUGCGCCGUGCCUUCCUCGCUCUCAACAAAGACCUCGUGACGAUCGCAAUUCAGCAUGCCGAGGAGCGUCCUAUUGUGUCCCAUCGAGGGUCUUCUGCCUCGGUCGUACUCAGCAAGGAAGAUCUCAACUCGGGCGCUGUAGCUACCGUGGCCUAUCUGCAUGGGCAGGAGCUGUACAUCGCGAACGUGGGCGAUGUGCAGGCGCUGCUCAUCGAGUCCGACAGCACGCAAAAGAUCCUGACGCACAAGCACGACCCGGCUGAGCCCAACGAGCGAUCCCGUAUCCGAGAUGCCGGUGGAUGGGUAUCGCGCAACGGAAGGCUGAACGACCUGCUCGAGGUCUCUCGUGCCUUUGGGUAUGCAGAUCUCAUGCCUGCCGUCCAAGCUGCGCCCCAUGUGGCUCACAUCACGAUCAAAGAACAACAUGAAGUCAUCGUAAUGGCCACAAGAGAACUGUGGGAAUACCUCACGCCGACUCUUGUCACUGAUGUGGUCAAGAACGAGCGCCCCGAUCUCAUGCGAGCCUCCCAGAAAGUUCGAGAUCUUGCCAUGGCUUACGGCGCGUCCGGGAAAAUCAUGGUGAUGAUGAUCAGCGUCGCCGAUAUGAAGAAGAGAAGCGAGAGGUCAAGAAUGCACCGUGGACAGAGCAUGUCUCUGGUCCCCUCUGGCCUGGACAGUGAUCUGCUGCCCCGCGAGAUGCGCAAGAACAAACGAGCGGCAAAGAACGACGCCCUGGAUUCCAACCUGCGCAAGGUAGGCACCGAGGUGCCGGCGCCCACGGGCAUGAUCGCCAUCGUCUUUACUGAUAUCAAGAACUCGACGAACCUGUGGGAAACAUAUCCGGCCGCGAUGAGAUCCGCGAUCAAAGCACACAACGACAUCAUGAGACGACAACUGCGCCGUAUAGGUGGGUACGAAGUGAAGACGGAAGGCGACGCCUUCAUGGUGUCUUUCCCCACCGCGACAUCCGCCCUGCUGUGGUGCUUCGCAGUCCAGACGGCACUGCUCUAUGGUGACUGGCCCCAGGAGAUGCUCAACUCGGUCAACUGCCAGCCGCUCUACGACAAGGACAAUAAUCUCAUCUUCAGGGGCCUUUCCGUUCGCAUGGGCACGCAUUGGGGCGAACCUCUCUGCGAGGUUGACCCCAUCACCCACCGCAUGGAUUACUACGGACCGAUUGUUAACAAGGCCUCACGUGUGUCGGCCUGUGCUGACGGUGGUCAGAUCACUGUCUCGUCUGAUUUCAUCUCGGAGAUCCAGCGGUGCCUGGAGACAUACCAAGAUUCUUCUUCCAAUCUCGACGACGGCCUGGAGGAGGAACCCUUUGCCCAGGCCGUGCGCAAGGAGCUGCGGAACCUGAGCUCGCAGGGAUUCGAGGUCAAGGAGAUGGGCGAGAAGAAGCUCAAGGGACUCGAGAACCCUGAGGUGAUCUAUUCACUGUACCCGCACUCCCUGGCCGGUCGCAUCGAGCAGCAUCUCUUCCACGAGAGGCAGGUCUCGGGCGAGGCGGGCAAGCCAGCCGCGCUCGCCCACGCCGGAGAGCUUGCCUUCGAUCCAGAGGUGAUCUGGGCCCUGUGGCGGGUCAGUCUCCGGCUCGAGAUGCUCUGCAGCACCCUAGAGGAGAAUUCGGGUCGUGGCCUCCAGCCACCUGAGACGGAGCUGCUGGAACGGAUGAAACAAAAGGGCGGCGAAGUCACGGAGCGGUUCCUUGUUAACUUCAUGGAACAUCAAGUGAGCCGUAUAGAGACCUGUGUCUCUACCCUGACGAUGCGUCAUCUUGCCGCGGGCAACGGCCCGAUCGCCAAGCUUGAGGACCUCAGAGCACCGAUGACUGAUGUGCUCUCGGGCCUGGCUGAACAACUGCUCGAGCUACAACGCUACAAGGCGAGAUUCGGCGAGCUCGAGGACCAUCACAUUGUCGAAGAAGACCUAACCGACAGUGAGACCGAGUAGAAGAGAUACUCCUGUGUUCUAGAUCCCGAAAGCUUCAUCUCGUGUCUUGUCUGUUUUUGGAGGAGGCUCGCCAUGCCCUCUCUUCUCUGACGCACGCUGUAAUGCAACCAAACCCCCUUUGCGUUUCCAAGGUCGUGCUGAUGGGUUAUCUCAGCAUCGCUUGUGUGAAUUUACUGGCUUUCUCUUACUUUCCUGGCAUCGGGUGGGCUGCAAGCGUCUAUUUACCUCGUCGUUCAUCUGUGUUCCCUAGCAACCAAGCAUAUAUUUCCUGUACGAUUGACGAUACUUUAACAAGCACCGCACCUCUACGGAUGCCCCAGUUCACACACAUGCUUGGCCGGCAAUACUAGCCUUUUCUUUUCUGCCUUUUCCCCGUCGAAUUAUCUGGACAUGGUCUCACACACACACACACACACACACACAACACACACACAAAGAGGCAAAGCUAGUUUUGCCUUUGGAUACUUGGGCACAAGGGACAUAUACCACCGGGCUGGCUUGUGUUAGAAAGACAACCAGGGGCGUCGAGAUUCCUACCAACCUCAUUUGUUACGGCCGAACCCCGCCUUUUACUUACACCUCUGGACAGUCAAAUUCUGUUGAGCGUCAAGGGAUUCCUUUCCAUCUUGUUUUUUGUUUCAAGUGAAAGGCAGUUUGCUUGUAUUUUUUUAUUUUAUUUUUUGGAAAGGGGGGGGGGGGUGAGGGCACGGAGGACAGGAAAUCCCAGCCUUUUCUUUGGUAGGAAGCGGGGUGUUCGUUCGGUCGCUCAAACCUGUUAUAUAAGGGACACUGGAGAGGCAUUUUUGGCUUUAAGAGAAGACCGGGUAACAAAGAAGCAUUACUAUUCAGUACUAGCACUACUAUUAUUAUUAUCACAGCAAUCAUCCCAAUGAAAGCAUUGCAUACCCA
Cryphonectria parasitica EP155 is the source of this 7341-nucleotide messenger RNA. RefSeq lists its product as uncharacterized. Gene Ontology annotation, biological process: cAMP biosynthetic process; intracellular signal transduction. The coding region runs from base 1 to 6432 and encodes 2143 amino acids. The transcript is spliced from 5 exons. NCBI's taxonomy places the organism in Eukaryota, Fungi, Ascomycota, Sordariomycetes, Diaporthales, Cryphonectriaceae. The record is from RefSeq and is a predicted model, not a curated record. Gene Ontology annotation, molecular function: magnesium ion binding; adenylate cyclase activity; protein binding.